This is a messenger RNA of Amyelois transitella, 774 nucleotides long. RefSeq lists its product as uncharacterized. The transcript has 4 exons. The record is from RefSeq and is a predicted model, not a curated record. Bases 99 to 515 code for a protein of 138 amino acids. NCBI's taxonomy places the organism in Eukaryota, Metazoa, Arthropoda, Insecta, Lepidoptera, Pyralidae.
GUGAACGCAAAGUGAAAUCAAUGCAUAAAUAUAUAUUUUUUUCUUUACAAGUGUUAUUAUAAUUAGCCAACUGAAGUUAUUUUUCAAAAUAUAUAGAAAUGAACGAAUAUCGUACUCUUUCCUUUUUUACGGAAACUCCUUGUGAAGAUUUCUAUUCAUACUUCAGCUUACAAGACUUGAUUGAUAAAGCUGUGUUGAAUAAGGAAGUGGUGUUGAGGUGUAGAACCAUAGGAGUCCUGCAAAGUAUUCAUGGGAAAUUUUUUCUCUCAGAUUUAAACCGUCCAGUUAGUUCACGCGAAACCAUGGUUCAGGUGUCUGUUCUAUACUUGAAAAAUCCUCCGCCUUCGUUGGUCAAACCAUAUCCAGUCCAAGUUUAUGGUACAUUACAGUGGAGAAAUAAACCUGUCAUAUUUGCAAAAAUACUACAGGUACUCAACACGUCAAAUGCUUUUAGAGUUCGAAAUUCCAUGAAGAAUAUUGCCGAGAGACAUCAGAUCCAUCCCUCAACCACGUGACGAAACGGGUGUUCCGGAAAAUAAUCAUUGAUGAUUUUUAUAAAAUAGCUAAGUGAGCAAUGAUGGAUUAUUUUGAUCAAAUAAAAUGAAAUGUGCAAACAUUACGGAAUUAAAAAAGUUAUUAGAAAAGAAAAAUGAUGGAGAAUGUUCCACUUAACUCUAUCGUAAGUCUUAAAUAUGAGAAGAGUGUAAAAAUUGCCGAAAAAUUCAACUAGUGCCAUUAUGCACCUUUUCAGUGUUCAAGGUACAAAUAAAUAAA